UCGCAGUAAACCGUUUUGGUGUGCUUAAAUAAGUGUUCAGUGUCCCACAUAUACAUUUACGGUAUAGGAGUAGUAUACAAAAAUGGUCCGUACAGAUCACAAUUCCUUCGGCUACGCUUACCAGUUACCCUCUGGGGGUUGGGUUGCCAAAGUACGAAGCGCCCUUUCUCAGUUUAGCGACAUUUUUAGCGAAUUUGAUAAAUAUAUUGCUCCAGCUUACCACCACGACAGAUGCGAAAGGUCUGUGCAAAUGAGGCUCUACACGAUGCAUAAAAGGGAAUUCGUAAUGGUGUUUAUAGCGUUUUUCGCCUGUUUCGGGCUCGGAAUCUUCGUAGGGAUUGCCGGCCCUCCUAUAACAGUCACCACUGAAGUAAACGGAGUGACGACCUUGCCAAAAAAUAAUAGUACGACUGCGAGCCCGAAUAGAAAAGACAUAGCCACUGGUCCUUUUAUCAUGAGAACGCCCAAAAUGUCUACUUACGCCCAGCAGUUGUGGGUCAUUGCCAAACUGUCCACAGAGAACACUGAUGGGGAAAUAAUUGAUAAAAUGUUUGAAAUAUCUGUGGGGAUAUCGGGACUUACUGAGGAUCACAAGCCUGUUUCUAUUCUGGACAUUAACCAAAAUAACAGAACCAGACAUUUGAAAUGCGAGAAACAAAGCUGUGAAGAGUUCAUAGUAUUGCACUUAGGAUUUUUAGACUACACACACUAUAUCAUUACUGUGAACUUUUACGGACUAGAAGCUUUUCAUUCUAGAUACAACAUAAACGAAUUAUACUUUUAUUUUAAAACUUACAAUCCGGGGUUUACCCAAAUCGAAAUUUGGUUCAGGUUCAUAUUUUUGACGUUUACUUUCAUAGUCACAUGCUGGUUUCAGCAUACCCUUCGCAGGUAUCCCAUGUACGACUGGUCCAUCGAACAGAAAUGGAUGUCCAUCCUACUACCGUGGCUGAUGGCUUACGAUAAUCCGGUGUUCCCCAUGUCCUUCCUCAUCAAUUCUUGGAUACCCGGCAUGAUCGACGCGUUAGCCCAAGCUACCUUCCUGUGCGCGUUGCUGCUGUUUUGGUUGUGCAUUUACCAUGGUUUACGACAGAACGAUAGACACUUUCUGACGUUUUAUAUGCCAAAACUCUUCGUGGUUGGGAUGCUGUGGUUCCCUGCCGUCAUCCUGUCGACUUGGCAGAGGGUCAACGAAUUGCAGGACCCCACUUACAACCACACAGUUGACACUUCAAAUUUUUAUAUCGUGAAAGCGUUUUUCUACAUUUUUGGAGUCAUUUACUUGAUCUACUUGUCCGUUUUGAUACUAAGGGCUUACACCGAACUCAGGUCCAUGCCGUUUUUUGGUCUGAGGCUGAAAUUUUUGACGUUACUUAUGCUGGUAGUCCUGAUCAUCAGCUGUAUUAUUACGGUGCUGAGGUUUGGCGUCGGUGUUCUUGAAGACAACUUCGUAGCCCAACUCUCCACUCAUUACACGAACUCCUCGCAGUUUAUGUCGUUCUACGGGUUGCUGAACUUUUACCUCUACGCCAUGGCAUACGUGUACUCUCCGAGUAACAAAGAUAUUCACGGUGAGUCGUUGGGGAUUACCAAGGAUAAUCCGGCGUUCUCUAUGAUAAAUGACUCCGAUGAGGACGUUAUUUAUGGGUCGGACGAGGAGAGCCGCAGGCCUUUGAACAGGGCGCGCAACGACGACGAUAGCGAUUGAAUAGACAAAUAAGCGUGGUAAUUAUUUGCUGUAGCGUAACGCUUCCAAAUCCCCCACCCUAUUUUCAAUGGUGCUGAACACGAAUCCGAGGUUAUUUUUGUGCAGUCGAACAUAAUUUUCGAGAAAAAAAAUCUUACCUUACACUUAACGCAACAUUUAUCACUAUUUCCAACAGUGUACUGUUUCAUUUUUGGUCACCACUUGUGAAUCACCCUGUAUAUCUUUUAAAAGAUGUGACUCAAACAUAUUCUUCACAAAAAAUUGAAAUAACCAAGCUUGUUGUUUUUUUUUCAAUAACAUGUCAUUCAUUUGAUAAAUUAAAUCACAAAAAUAAGCUAUUGACGAAAUGAACGUAAUUAAAUAUUUUGUUUCAUUUUACCCAAUAUAUCAGCUUUAAUCAAUUUGUUACCUGUAGAAAUAAAUUUGCGGUGCUUAAUAACCUUAUUUCAAAUGAUAGACAGAGAGGGGCAAAUUCUAAUCAUGAUGACCUCUUUCCUUAAGGAAGGAAUUAUUUUUUCCUGUAAAAUAGCACAUAGAAAGUCAGUUUGAAGCUCCCUCUUUCGAACAAACUUUGUUUUAUGCAUUUUCAUCAAGAAACAAAUGAGUAGUGACACAUUUAGUGCAGCGCCACGCCUCUUUGAAAUACGUUUUUUUUUUAGCUGAUUGGCAUAAGAAUUAUAAUUUUAUGAAAAUCCCUAAAAAUCUCCUAAAUAGCUCACUGUACGAAGAAAUCAAUAGGAACCUUUUUUGUGGAGAAUUUUAUGCUCUACAACUUUGGUCCUUUACAAGUUUGUGAAAUUUUCAAUAUUUUUCAAGUUAUUCACUACUUUAUGGACUACCUUGAAAAUAGGGGGGCCAAGUCGAUUUUACCCAUUAUUUGUGAGUUCUACCCUAUAAUAAACGAUUACCAAAAGCACCAAGUACCUCCGAAUGCUUGUAUCAAGUGUAAUCUCAAUGUUAUAUUAUUGUAAAAGUAAUAAGUAACCAAUUACCGUCAAUGUUGCAUUGAA
Anoplophora glabripennis (Asian longhorned beetle) is the source of this 2718-nucleotide messenger RNA. RefSeq names its product transmembrane protein 181. Bases 83 to 1708 code for a protein of 541 amino acids. The transcript is spliced from 13 exons. Gene Ontology annotation, molecular function: toxic substance binding. NCBI's taxonomy places the organism in Eukaryota, Metazoa, Arthropoda, Insecta, Coleoptera, Cerambycidae. The record is from RefSeq and is a predicted model, not a curated record.